Molecule: messenger RNA, 2315 nt
Organism: Beta vulgaris subsp. vulgaris (sugar beet)
Lineage: Eukaryota; Viridiplantae; Streptophyta; Magnoliopsida; Caryophyllales; Amaranthaceae
Exons: 1
Coding region: 569-1846 (425 amino acids)
Source: RefSeq, a predicted model, not a curated record
UACAAAAAUAUUAAAAUACUAAGAUAAACCGGUUGUUGACUAGUCACUACUCACUAGUUGCUGUUCACCUCAGUCCUCCUCACUUCCUGCAUCAUCUCCAUCUUCAUUUCUCCUCAAUCCUCAUCAGUUCAUCACUACAAUUCCAGAUUUUCAACACUCACCUCAAAUUCACCCAAAAACUUCCAUCAAUUUCAUUAAAAACUCACAUCUUACAUUUCAAUUAACCACUUAUUAGUUAUCAUCAACCAUGAUUUUCAAUACCCACCUUUAAAAUCACUCAAAACUUCCACUAAUUUCAUGAAAAACCCACAUCUUUCAUUACAAUUAACCAAUUAUUUGUUAUUAUCACCAUAAUUUUCAAUACCCACCUUUAAAAUCACCCAAAACUUCCACUAAUUUCAUGAAAAACCCACAUCUUUCAUUACAAUUAACCAAUUAUUUGUUAUUAUCACCAUAAUUUUCAAUACCCACCUUUAAAAACACCCAAAAACUUCCCUCAAUUUCAUGAAAAACCCCCAUCUUACAUUUCAAUUAUCCACUUAUUAUUAGUUAUCAUCAUUCAUCAACCAUGAUUUUCUCUCUCCAAAUCCCACCUUCAACUUAUCAUCCACCACCACCACCACCACCACCACCAUCAUCAUCAUCAUCAUCAUCAUCAACACUCUUUCUCUCUCUACCUUCUCUCACAAAACCCCCUAAAAAAACCUCACUUUCAUUCCCUACAAAACCCAUCAUUCUCUCUCCUCCAAUUCAAUGUCAUUCACCCCACAUAAACAUGGACAUAGACAUGAUCCAAACUAAAGAAGGAAUCUUUACCCCAAAACAAACAAAAGUAGUUGUUUUAUGGGAUUUAGACAACAAACCACCUCGUGGACCUCCAUACGACGCCGCUUUAUCCCUGAAAUCCCUCGCUGCACGCUUCGGCGACGUCGUUGAGAUCUCCGCUUACGCAAAUCGCCAUGCUUUCUCUCACCUCCCUACACGCGUGCUCGAAGAACGUCGAGAGAGGAAAAGAUUGGAUGUUUUAGAGCGCAAAGGUAUAUUAACUUGUUCUCCUGAUGCAUAUGUUUGUACUGUUUGUGGGAGAAAAUGUAGGACUAACAUAGAAUUAAAGAAGCAUUUUAAACAGUUACAUGAGAGAGAAAGGCAGAAGAAGUUGAGUAGAAUGAAACAAUUGAAGGGUAAAAAAAGACAGAGGUUUAAAGAGAGGUAUUUAGAUAAGAAUGUUAAGUUUGAAGAAGCUGCUAGGAAUUUGAUUAUGCCUAAAGUAGGGUAUGGUUUAGCUAAGGAGUUGCGGCGAGCUGGGGUGUAUGUAAAAACAGUUGAGGAUAAGCCGCAGGCGGCUGAUUGGGCGGUUAAGAGACAAAUGAUGCAUUCUAUGAGUAGAGGGGUUGAUUGGUUGUUGUUGGUUUCGGAUGAUUCAGAUUUUAGGGAGAUGUUGGGGAAGGCUAGGGAGGCUAAUUUAGGGACUGUUGUUGUUGGGGAUAGGAAUGGGGCGUUGGGGGCGAAGGCGGAUAUGUGGGUUUCGUGGAUUGGGGUUGAGAAUGGGGAGGUUGGGGAGAAGGAUUUGGUGCCUAAGAGGAAGAAAGUGGAGGAUUGGGGUGAGUGUGGUGAUGAUGAUGAGGGGUUGUUUUCGAUGUCGGAGUUUGAUGAGGGUGUUGAAGGUGAUGAGACUGAAUUGGAUCAUAUUGUGGAUGAGGUUGUUCGUCCUAAUGGGAAGUCUAAUGCCGGGAGUGGGAGGUUCUCGAUUUUUUCUGAGGGAGAAGAAGAUGAGGAGUGGAUGGAUGAUGAUGAUUACGAAGAAGAUGAUGAUGAUGAUUUCGACUCUGAAGAUGAAUUGGAUUAAGAACACAGAUGAAUAUCAUAAUGAUGAAUCUCUAUUCGUUGGAGUGUGAAUUUGCGUGCAAGAACCAAAUUAUGCCCAUAUAUAUUCUUUGAGCUUGAACUAUUUGUGUUGAUCUUUGAAGAUCUUUGAGGAUCUCUGAGAACUGAAUCCCCUGAGGUUGAGAAACAUGUGUAUUGUUGCUAAUGCGUAUCCUAAGUUCCCAACUUCUGGCAUCAAAGAAUGGUUGUUCCGAGCUAAUGUGUCAUCCACUCACUCAUCCAUCUUGGUACUAUGGUAAUCAUGUUUUUUCCUUCAAUGACUUGUUCAAGCAACAAUACUGUAGAUAGAUAUUAGAGAAUAUUUUCCCUUCAUGUUUGUGCAAUUUGUGUAUGAUAUCUUGUUCCGGGUCUUAUGUUCAGAUAUGUCCGAAAUCCACUUCAAUUCUUUUGGUGAAAACAAAGUUAUACAAUAAUGGUUAGAAGUUAGAACU